UGAAAAUCUUCUGCGCCACUAUAGGGAGCGCGAAGCGAAAGUAAAAGAAAUGGCGCCAUUUUGAGGUUUUAAACAGCUGCGUAUUUUGUGGCAAGAUGGACAGUGCCUCCAAAAUGAGUCUCUAUGAAGAGACAGAAGAUGAGGACACUGCCUUUAAAAUCAGUUCUCCAGGACCAAGCUGUGAUCAACCAAUGACCUCUGACCCCAGCAUCAUGAGGAAGGAACAGGAAUCAGAGUCUCCAGAACCCAGCUUUGUGUCUAUGAAGAGUGACAUAUCCAUGAUGCCACCCCCUGGGUUCAGUGAUGGACCUGUGACCUCUGCCCCUCCAUUCUCUCUAAACUGCACUUCAUCCCAUGAGACUGGAGACCUGCAGAAACCAGUGGAGGAUGUCCUACAGAGAGUCAAAAACCAGCACAAAAACAGCAUGAAGAACAAGUAUGAGAGAUUAUUUGAGGGACUCAAACUAAAAGAGACUCGAACCCUCCUGAACAGGAUCUACACACAGCUCUACAUCAUAGAGGGAGAGAGUGAAGGAGUGAAUGAAGAACAUGAGGUGCUACAGAUGGAGAAAACAGAACACAGACACUCACAAGACACUCGAAUUGACUGCAAUGAUAUCUUUAACCCCCCACCUAAACCAGGAUUUGAGGAGAAAGACAAAAUAAAGACUGUUCUUACCAAAGGCAUCGCUGGAAUUGGAAAAACCGUCUCUGUGCAGAAGUUCAUUCUGGACUGGGCCGAGGGAAAAGCCAAUCAGGAUGUAGAUUUCAUGUUUGUGCUUCCAUUUCGAGAGCUGAACUUGAUUAAAGAUCACCAGUACAGUCUUCACAGACUUCUGCUGGACUUUCAUCCUGAACUUCAAGAUCUGGACUCAAAGAUUUAUGAUGAAUGUAAAGUUGUGUUCAUCUUUGAUGGCCUGGAUGAAAGCAGAAUCACACUGACGUUUUCAGAUGAUGUGAAAGUUUCUGACGUGAAUGAGUCUUCAUCAGUGGCUCUGUUGAUGUCAAACCUCAUCAGAGGAGAUCUGUUUCCCUCUGCUCUCAUCUGGAUCACCUCCAGACCAGCAGCAGCCAAUCAGAUCCCUUCAGAAUACAUCAACCGUCUGACAGAAAUUCAGGGAUUCACUGAGCCUCAGAAGGAGGAAUAUUUCAGGAAGAGAAUCAGUGACCAGCAUCAAGCCAGCAGAAUCAUCUCACACAUCAGAAGAGCAAGAAGCCUCCACAUCAUGUGCCACAUCCCCGUCUUCUGCUGGAUCUCAUCCACUGUGCUUGAGAAGCUCCUGGAAGACGAUCUGAGUGCAGAAAUCCCUCAAACUCUGACUGAGAUGUACAUCCACUUCCUGCUCAUUCAGAUCAAUAUGAGGAAGCAGAAGUAUGAAGAGAGAGAUCCAGAGAAACUCCUGCAGUCCAACAGAGAAGUGAUUGUGAAACUUGCUGAAGUGGCUUUCAAACAGCUGAUGAAGGGCAAUGUGAUGUUCUAUGAGGAGGACCUGAUUGAGACUGGCUUAGACGUCACAGACUCAGUGUAUUCGGGGAUUUGCACUCAGAUCUUUAAGGAGGAAUCUGUCAUUCAUCAGAGGAAAGUCUACAGCUUCAUUCAUCUGAGCGUUCAGGAAUUUCUUGCUGCUUUCCAUGUGUUUUGCUUCCACAUAAGCAACACAACAGAAGCAUGUUUUGAUUCACUGCACAAACUCAAUGAAAGAGUAGUAGAUACAGCUCUUGAGAGUGAGAAUGGCCACCUGGAUCUGUUCCUGCGGUUUCUGCUGGGUGUCCCACUGGAGUCCAAUCAGAGACUCUUACAGGAUCUACUGACACACAACGAGAACAGCUCAGAGAACAUCAGGAGAACCACACAGUACAUUAAAGAGAAGAUCAAAGAUGGACAUGGACUCUCCACUGAAAGAUCCAUCAAUCUGUUCCUCUGUCUGCUGGAAGUGAAAGAUCAGACUCUGUCCAGAGAGAUUCAGGAGUUUGUGGAAUCAGACAAACACUCAGGGAAGAAACUUGCUCCUGCUUACUGCUCAACAAUCUCCUACAUGCUUCAGAUAUCAGAAGAGCCGCUGGAUGAGCUGGACCUCAAAAAAUACAACACAUCAGAUGAGGGUAGAAGAAGACUGAUACCAGCUGUGAGCAACUGCAGAAAGGCCCUUCUUGCUGGCUAUAAUCUCUCAGAUAAGCAUUGUGAAACACUGUCAUCAGCUCUACAAUUAUCACACUCUGUCCUGAGAGAGCUGGAUCUGAGUAACAGUGACCUGCAGGAUUCAGGAGUGAAGCUACUCUCGGAUGGACUGAAGAGUCCAAACUGUGAGCUGGAGAUACUGAGGUUGUCAGGCUGUAUGGUGACAGAGGAAGGCUGUGGUUUUGUGUCUUCAGAUCUGAGUUCAAACCCCUCACACCUGAGAGAGCUGGAUCUGAGCUACAAUCAUCCAGGAGAAUCAGGAGUCCAGCUGCUCAAUGACAAACUGAAGGAUCUAAACUGUGCACUGGAGAAACUCAAUUUGGACCAUAGACAUCCUUUAAGAAUCACUCCAGGACUGAGAAAAUAUGCCUGUGAUCUCACACUGGAUCCAAACACGGCACACACUCAGCUCAUGCUGUCUGAGGGGAACAAAAAGGUGACACAUGUCGAAGAGAAGCAGUCGUAUCCUGAUCAUCCAGACAGAUUUGAUUACUAUAAGCAGGUUCUGUGUCGACAGAGUCUGACUGGACGCUGUUACUGGGAGGUUGAAUGGAGCGGAUUUAAGGCUGAUAUAGGAGUGUCAUAUAAAGGUAUCAGCAGGAAAGGAGAGAUUGACUGUUGGUUUGGAUACAAUGACAAAUCCUGGAGUCUCUUCUGCACUGAUAAUGCGUUCACUUCCUGGCACAAUAAUGUGAACACUAGCAUACCAGUCCCGUCACAGCCCUCUAAUAGAGUAGGAGUGUAUCUGGACUGGUCAGCUGGCACUCUGUCCUUCUACAGCGUCUCUGACACACACACACUCACACACUUACACACAUUCAACAACACAUUCACUGAACCCCUGUAUGCAGGAUUUGGGGUUUUUUAUAAUAACUGUUCAGCAUAUCUGUGUCAAAUUUAACAACUUAGACCUGAGAACAACAAAGAAAAUUUCUCAGUAGUCGUAUGACGCCUGUCCCUUCAUCCUUUAAUAGAGUAGGAGUGUAUGUGGAUGUGUCGGCCAGCAUUCUGUCCUUCUACAGCCUCUCUGACACACACACACACACUCACACAAUAUAUUUGAACUUCAGCAUUCCCUUUUUACAUGGCGACACAUCAAGCUUGUCAUAUGACGAUAUGGCAGUCGUGGCCUAAUGGCUAGAGAGUCGGACUUGUAACCCAAGGUUGCGGGUUCGAAUCUCAGGUCCGGUCGAGUUUGUAGGUAGGGGGGGGAGUGAAUAUACAGCGCUCUCUUCAACCCAUAAUACCACGACUGAGGUGAGACCCUUGAGCAAGGCACCGAACCCCCAACUGCUCCC
Sinocyclocheilus anshuiensis is the source of this 3477-nucleotide messenger RNA. Its product is annotated as NACHT, LRR and PYD domains-containing protein 3-like. Lineage: Eukaryota; Metazoa; Chordata; Actinopteri; Cypriniformes; Cyprinidae. The record is from RefSeq and is a predicted model, not a curated record. Bases 96 to 3080 code for a protein of 994 amino acids. The transcript is spliced from 8 exons. Gene Ontology annotation, molecular function: protein binding.